This is a messenger RNA of Loa loa (African eye worm), 888 nucleotides long. RefSeq lists its product as hypothetical. The record is from RefSeq and is a predicted model, not a curated record. The transcript is spliced from 8 exons. The coding region runs from base 1 to 888 and encodes 295 amino acids. Lineage: Eukaryota; Metazoa; Nematoda; Chromadorea; Rhabditida; Onchocercidae.
AUGGAAUUACAUCCCCAAAAGCCUCAAGCUGGUCAAAAACAUAUUACAACAUUUGAACGGCUAUCCAAUAAUGGAAUCUUAGUCAUGUUAUCGCUAGUACAGAACGACUUCCAUCACUGUAUUAAGGGAACUGCUGUACCGAUCGAAAAGGAUGCAGUGGCACGAAGUCUGUCUUUUGAUGGUACCUAUACGGCAACCAAAAAGUAUUUUGAGCGAGGCUCAGAUUUGAACAGUACACCGAUAAUAGCACAAGAAAUGAAUGAUAAAACUCCAGUUCUUAUAAGUAGCGAACACAUAGACUUCAGUCUGAGGCAGUUGCCGGGAAAAAACAGCAGCAUCAGCUCCGAGCUAGUUAACAAGAAAGAAGUACCCUUUGGCGAAGCUGCGUCCACUGAGCUUGAGAAUUAUGUUGAUGCGGAUAAGUUGCAAGAAGUCAAUACUUUACGUAAUAUUAACAAGAUUCUAGCAACAAAACUGGCUAAAGCAGAACGAAUAGCACAGUUUCUUCAAAUACAACUCAAAUUUUACGACAAAACAAAUGAUGCUAAAUUUGCAUGCAGGUUAACUGAUAUCAUCGAUCAGCUGAAAGUACUACUUCCCAAUGAUCGAUUUCGUGAUGAAGCUCUAAAGGUUUUAAAUUCUGCGAAUCCAUCCAUAGACGUUAACGACGAAAAAUUUGCUUUUUUGAAUAGUUUGUUGGAAGAAAUUGAAUGCGAUAAAACAGUACUUUCAAAUUCCGGAACUCUGCGCAAAUACUGUGAACGAUUAGUUGAAUAUGCUCGUAAACAUCCACCAGUUCUUAUGGAACUGCAGAAUCAGAUAAAUGAAGAGAAAAACAAUGCUGAGAUAAUAGGUUUAAGUUCCCAUAACCGAUGUAAACCUUUCUAA